Messenger RNA from Pteronotus mesoamericanus, 4426 nucleotides. It is a transcript of the gene DPYSL2, whose product is annotated as dihydropyrimidinase like 2. Gene Ontology annotation, cellular component: cytoplasm. The coding region runs from base 1 to 2034 and encodes 677 amino acids. NCBI's taxonomy places the organism in Eukaryota, Metazoa, Chordata, Mammalia, Chiroptera, Mormoopidae. The record is from RefSeq and is a predicted model, not a curated record. The transcript is spliced from 14 exons. Gene Ontology annotation, molecular function: hydrolase activity, acting on carbon-nitrogen (but not peptide) bonds.
AUGGCCGAGAAGAAGCAGUCUGGGAAGGCGGCAGAGGACGAAGAGGUCCCUGCCUUUUUUAAAAACCUGGGUUCAGGCAGCCCAAAGCCCCGGCAGAAAUUCUGUGGCAUGUUCUGCCCGGUGGAAGGGUCCUCGGAGAACAAGACCAUCGACUUCGAUUCGCUCUCGGUGGGCCGGGGCUCGGGGCAGGUGGUGGCUCAGCAGCGGGACGUCGCCCACUUGGGCCCCGACCCGCAGCCGCCGUACUCCCGGCAGGGCCGGCGCGCCGGCGGGGAGCCAUCUGUUGAAUCGGGCCGGAAGGUGGAGAUCCGAAGGGCCUCGGGCAAGGAAGCCCUGCAGAACAUCUACGACCAGAGUGAUCGUCUUCUGAUCAAAGGAGGUAAAAUCGUUAAUGAUGACCAGUCAUUCUAUGCAGACAUUUACAUGGAAGAUGGGUUGAUCAAGCAAAUAGGAGAAAACCUGAUUGUGCCAGGAGGUGUGAAGACCAUCGAGGCCCAUUCCCGGAUGGUGAUUCCUGGCGGGAUCGACGUCCACACCCGCUUCCAGAUGCCCGAGCAGGGGAUGACUUCGGCAGAUGACUUCUUCCAAGGCACCAAGGCAGCCCUGGCUGGCGGCACCACCAUGAUCAUUGACCAUGUGGUGCCGGAGCCUGGGACGAGCCUGCUGGCUGCCUUCGACCAGUGGAGGGAAUGGGCCGACAGCAAGUCCUGCUGCGACUACUCUCUGCACGUGGACAUCACCGAGUGGCACAAGGGCAUCCAAGAGGAGAUGGAGGCCCUGGUGAAGGACCACGGGGUAAAUUCCUUCCUCGUGUACAUGGCUUUCAAAGACCGCUUCCAGCUGACGGAUUCCCAGAUCUACGAAGUACUGAGCGUGAUCCGGGAUAUCGGUGCGAUCGCCCAGGUCCACGCAGAGAACGGCGACAUCAUCGCAGAGGAGCAGCAGCGGAUCCUGGACCUGGGCAUCACGGGCCCCGAGGGACAUGUGCUGAGCCGGCCCGAGGAGGUCGAAGCUGAAGCCGUGAAUCGUUCAAUUACCAUCGCCAACCAGACCAACUGCCCCCUGUACAUCACCAAGGUGAUGAGCAAGAGCGCGGCCGAAGUCAUCGCCCAGGCCCGGAAAAAGGGAACCGUGGUGUACGGCGAGCCCAUCACCGCCAGCUUGGGGACCGACGGCUCCCACUACUGGAGCAAGAACUGGGCCAAGGCCGCCGCCUUUGUCACCUCCCCGCCCCUGAGCCCUGACCCGACCACCCCGGACUUUCUUAACUCCCUGCUGUCCUGUGGAGACCUGCAGGUGACCGGCAGUGCCCACUGCACUUUCAACACUGCCCAGAAGGCCGUGGGAAAAGACAACUUCACGCUGAUCCCGGAGGGCACCAACGGCACCGAGGAGCGCAUGUCCGUCGUCUGGGACAAGGCCGUGGUCACUGGGAAGAUGGACGAGAACCAGUUUGUGGCCGUGACCAGCACCAACGCAGCCAAAGUCUUCAACCUUUACCCCCGGAAGGGCCGCAUUGCUGUGGGAUCCGACGCCGACCUGGUCAUCUGGGACCCCGACAGCGUGAAAACCAUCUCCGCCAAGACCCACAACAGCGCGCUCGAGUACAACAUUUUCGAAGGCAUGGAGUGCCGCGGCUCUCCCCUGGUGGUCAUCAGCCAGGGCAAGAUCGUCCUGGAAGACGGCACCCUUCACGUCACCGAAGGCUCUGGGCGCUACAUCCCCCGAAAGCCCUUCCCUGAUUUUGUUUACAAGCGUAUCAAGGCGAGGAGCAGGCUGGCGGAGCUGAGAGGGGUUCCUCGCGGCCUGUACGACGGGCCUGUGUGCGAGGUGUCUGUGACGCCCAAGACGGUCACCCCAGCCUCGUCCGCCAAGACGUCUCCGGCCAAGCAGCAGGCCCCACCUGUCCGGAACCUGCACCAGUCUGGAUUCAGCUUGUCUGGGGCCCAGAUCGAUGACAACGUUCCCCGUCGCACCACCCAGCGCAUCGUGGCGCCCCCUGGUGGCCGUGCCAACAUCACCAGCCUGGGCUAGAGUUCCAGGGCCUGUUCCACUGGGGUUGGGGAUGGGGGAUGGGACACCUGAGGACAUUCUGAGACUUCCUUCCUUCCUUCCUUCUUCUUCUUCUUCUUUUUUUUUUUAAGAGCCUGUGAUAGUUACUGUGGGGCAGCCAGUUCACGGGGCUCCCUCAUGGGCCCCGCACUCCGUCCCUCACCCGGAGUCACUGAUUUUGCUCACCCACUUCCCUGCACAUCUGCAAACCUCACACCACGUCUCUCCACCCACCCCUUCCAUGGGACCACAUCCAACACUCAGACAUGCGAGACAGCAAAUCGCCACGAGGGUGUGUUCCACCCCCACCUCUGUACUUGGCAUCUUCCUUUUCGUUGCGAGGGAAGAUAAAGUGAAAUGCCCAGAGCUGCCUUUUUCAUUUUAAAUUAAAAAAACCCCAACAAAACCUUUUUGUUUGUGGGGCUAGGGAGGGGUGGGUCAGGGAGGGGAAGUUUCUUUCUUUUUUUUAAAUUCUACAUCGGAAAGCCUAAUUCAAAAUUACUACAAGGGGUUUGAACUGGACGUCCUGAUGAUGCAACUGUGCAGCCACCAAGCUGACUCAGGGUGGUCGGCAAACUCGUCGCGCCCCCGGCCCCCGGGAGGGUCCCGAGUGUUCACGUCGCCAGCUGCAGCCUUCUGGGUCCACUGGUGGUAAAGGGCAGGUGCUCUUUUCAGCCUAGGUUUUGCUGCGGAUUAAAUCUUUGGAGGAUGCUCUUUUCCUCGCUUUACCGCCCUCCCUCCCCCAUAUCUCUCUAGCUUUUAAUUCAUUUCACAGCUAUUUCUUUCUUUGUGUUCCUCCGGCCCUUGUCUCUGAGACACUGUUUCCUCUCCUUCUCCCACUGCCUUUCAAAUGACCAGGUCUACCCGUCCACUGUGGUCACAGAACCUGCCUAGGAGGAUGUGAGCUUUGCCACCACAUCCGUAGUCACCUGCUGUCCUUGGCCCUGUGAGACUGGUGCUCCCCGCCCACCGUCACGAGGAUACGCGUGCGAGUUUGAGCCUCUGCCCAGGUGCAGGGAAGGCCGAGGUGCCCACCCAUACUGUCCCGCAUGGGCCCAGAAAGACCCUGAGACAGCCCAGAGAGGUGGCAGAGGUCUGAGGCUGCAGAGCCUGAGAGUUCUUCCUUCGAGCAGUGCUAACUGGUCAGACACAUUCAAAUCUGGAAAUUGAGCCUGAAGACCCAAGUGAGCCCACCAGCCCUUCGAGCCAGUCACCAGCUCAGAGUUGUUGAGCUGGUGGGGGUCUGGCUCCAAGACCCUCCUGCGUCCUGGCUUAAGUAUCUUUUGGGGUUCCAGGACAUACUGGGAUUUCUCACUUUGGGGAGAAAAUACUUUUUUUCUUGUCCCCAUUAUUUUUCAAAAGAUACCACACAAUAUAGGAAGGCCUUUUAAAUUCAGAAAAUUCUUGGAAGAGCGGACUUGAAGUCCAUUUUCCUUUGCGAGAGGAAACAGCUGUUAAAUGAGCGAUAUGUCACAUCAGAGCUGUUAUAGGGAGAAGACCUGGCAAAUCCAGCACGGGCCCCUUAGAGACCGAAGGUGAUCUGUGUCAACAUCGUCCCCUCCUUGUUUCAGUGACCCUCGCCACGAGCUGCCUUUGUGACUGUCCUUGUCUGUGCUGAUCUGCGUUGCAUCUCCUUCUGGGUGUGUUUACAGGUUCUCCUGAGCAGUGUUCUGUCCGCAGGCUUCUAGGAAACCACAUCUGCUUCUGUAACGUGCAACACGAAAAAGGGCCAUUCCAUCAUUCCAUGCGUGUCUCCACACAUUUUGCCUUUGGGGUUAUGGUUUGGGUUUAUUUUUUGUCGUCGUCGUUGUUUAUUUGUUAUUUGAGAAAGAAAUUGCACUUGUAAAGAAUAAUUGGUUAACUUAAUAUAUUUGCUUUUUUUUUUUUUUUCACCUGCACUUAGAAAAAAUUUGAACCAGUUGGAAAAAAAUUUUUUUUUGUUUCAAUUCUAAGAAACACUUGCAGCUCUUCAGUGUUCACUUGAGUCUUCCUGCUUUUCCUGUACCAGGUCAUGGUCAUUUCGGUUACUUGGAUUGUUUUCCUAAAGCGACCUACAACCUGAAGAUUUCCACAGGCUGUGUAAGCAUGUUUCCCGUUGGCUUGCUUUGUGUGUCUGUCCAAUGAAUGUCAAAUGUAAAUGCUAAACUACAUCGACAGUGCUCAGAACUGAAUAACUGCAGUGACUUGAUGCUCUAAAACCGUGUAGGCUUUAAUAAUAGAUGGUUUGAACCCUUGGAAUUGUGAUUGUGACCCGUGAGUGGAGGAGCUCGUUGCUAAGGCCGACUCAUCAUCGCGUGUGUAGCCAGAAGAGUACCUUUGUUUUGUAACCACUGUCUUAAUGGCAAAAUACUGAUGGUAAAAAAAACCAAACAAA